AUAAAUAAAUAAAAGAGGCGAGGCACAGCAUGAGCAACUGUGAUCCGAUCUCCACUGAAUGUGAAAUAAAGCGUAAGAAAUGGCGUCCUUUCUCCACCAACGGAACCUGCACAACCCUUUCUCCAAAUUCCCGGCAACACCUCCUUCUGCAUCCAAUUCCAAGAAACCCCUCUCCCUCGGCGGCCCCACCGCGCUCCUAGCCCUCCUCUCCCUCCUAGUGCUGCUCGGCGUCUUCAGCCCCUGGCUCGGCAGCGGCGUGCCCAGGGCCUUCUCCACAACUUCCGCUUCCAAAUGGAGUCGCUACACGCUCCAACAGGCCCUCUCCUUCGUCGCCAAAAACGGCUCCGUCAUCGUCUGCAUUGUCAGCCAGCCCUACUUGCCCUUCCUCAACAACUGGCUCAUUAGCAUCGCCAUGCACCGCCGCCAUGACAUGGUCCUCGUCAUCGCCGAGGACUACGCCUCGCUCCAUAAGGUUAACGACCUUUGGCCUGGCCACGCUGUCCUCAUCCCUCCCGUGCUCGACGCUGAAGCCGCCCAUAAGUUUGGCUCUCAGGGUUUCUUCAACUUUACAGCCAGGAGGCCAAGCCAUCUGCUAAAGAUUUUGGAGCUUGGAUAUAGUGUGAUGUACAAUGAUGUUGAUAUGGUUUGGUUGGCAGAUCCAUUUCCUUAUUUGAAAGGGAACCAUGAUGUGUAUUUUACAGAUGAUAUGACUGCAAUCAAACCAUUGAAUCAUUCCCAUGAUUUACCACCUCCAGGAAAAAAAGGCCGUCCUUACAUAUGUAGUUGCAUGAUUUUCCUCCGCCCUACUGAUGGAGCAAAGCUGAUUUUGAAAAAGUGGAUUGAAGAGCUUCAGAUGCAGCCAUGGUCUAAAACUAUGAAAUCUAAUGAUCAGCCUGCGUUUAACUGGGCUUUAAUGAAGAAUGCUAAAGAGGUGGAUUUGUACCUCCUUCCACAGGAAGCAUUCCCCACAGGCGGAUUAUAUUUCAAGAACAAAACAUGGGUUAAGGAAACUAAAGGAAUGCAUGUUAUAAUUCAUAAUAACUAUAUUGUUGGCUUUGAGAAGAAAAUAAAGCGCUUUCGUGACUAUGGCUUAUGGUUGGUGGAUGAUCAUGCACAAGAGUCUCCUUUAGGUGGAUUAUGAUCCUUGGUCGAUGACUCGAGUUUAUCGUUAGCUUUGGUCCAAGCAUUUGGAUUCAGAAACAUGCUUUCUCUGCCAAUUUGUUCAUCCGUAUUGCUUGGUGGAUGUUUUUUUUUUGAAUAGAUUACAACCGUUGCUGUAAACUUGCAACAUUGACCUCAUGAUGGGUUGAAAAAAAAAUGGUCUUUUGCAUUCAAUUUUGUGAAGAAAAAAGGUGCUUACAAAAUGUAGAUUUUAUUUCAAGAACGAGAAAGAGAAGGGUUAAUUUGGUUCUUGGAGUUUGUACCUGAUAAUGUAUUAUUGUUUAGAAGACAAAAGAAUAUGCUUCCACUGUAAGAAUUAUUUAAUUCGCAGAUAUAUGAAAUAUAUUCUAUUUUUUGGCACUACA
This is a messenger RNA of Cajanus cajan (pigeon pea), 1526 nucleotides long. Its product is annotated as UDP-D-xylose:L-fucose alpha-1,3-D-xylosyltransferase MGP4. Gene Ontology annotation, cellular component: Golgi apparatus. Lineage: Eukaryota; Viridiplantae; Streptophyta; Magnoliopsida; Fabales; Fabaceae. The record is from RefSeq and is a predicted model, not a curated record. Gene Ontology annotation, molecular function: UDP-xylosyltransferase activity. Gene Ontology annotation, biological process: rhamnogalacturonan II biosynthetic process.